This is a messenger RNA of Mus caroli (Ryukyu mouse), 1600 nucleotides long. It is a transcript of the gene Gimap6, whose product is annotated as GTPase, IMAP family member 6. Gene Ontology annotation, molecular function: GTP binding. Gene Ontology annotation, cellular component: cytosol. The record is from RefSeq and is a predicted model, not a curated record. NCBI's taxonomy places the organism in Eukaryota, Metazoa, Chordata, Mammalia, Rodentia, Muridae.
UCAUUUCCUGUUUCUCAUUGCACAGCAAGCUGCUAUUUUGAAGGACAGUUCUUGAGCUCAGAUCAUAUUUUGCCAACAAAAUAUGGAUUGAAAGAUGGAUUGGCUUUACAGAAAAACACUCGGGUCCAUCGGCUCAUGUUCUAUAGAAACUUUUCCCUGGCCAUUCUAUUCAUUCUUUCAGAGAAUCUACAUUUCGACCCCACCAGGAAAGCCAGAAAAUUCACCAGAGACCAGUGCUACUGAAGUCGGGGAAGAGAGACCUUCUUGCCUGUCAGCCAGCCCAGUGGUGGAAGAGGAAGAGUGUGAACACAGACCCGAGAAGAAUCCCACAAGGCAGUUGCCCCUGGACACUGGACAAGGAUUGACAAAAGGUCUGAAGGAGAAAAAAUUCACCCCAAAGAGACUGCAGCUCCUUCUGGUGGGGAAAACAGGAAGCGGGAAAAGUGCAACAGGGAACAGCAUCCUUGGCAGGCAAGCCUUUGAAUCCAAAAUCAGCGCUCGACCAGUGACCACGACAUUCCAGAAAGGGAGUAGAGAGUUUGAGGGGAAAGAACUUGAGGUGAUCGACACCCCAGAUAUUUUUUCACCUCAGAACCAGCCUGAGGCAACAGCUAAGAAGAUCUGUGACCUCUUGGCCUCACCAGGGCCCCAUGCAGUGCUGCUGGUGAUACAGGUAGGCCGGUACACUGCCGAGGACCAGGCGGUGGCCAAGUGCCUCCAGGAGAUCUUUGGAAACACGAUCCUGGCUUACACUAUUCUGGUGUUCACCCGGAAGGAAGACCUGGCUGAGGGCUCCUUAGAAGAAUAUAUUCAAGAGAACAACAAUAAGAGCCUGGAUGUUCUGGAUGUUGCAUGUGAGAGGCGCCACUGUGGCUUCAACAACAAGGCACAAGGGGAUGAGCAGGAGGCCCAGUUGAAGAAACUUAUGGAGGAAGUCGAAUUGAUCUUGUGGGAAAAUGAGGGCCAUUGUUACACCAUGGAAUUUCCAAAUGUUCCCAGCAAGACACUGUAACCAAAUAGCAAGGCUCUGAGGAGGCUGAAAAGGCUGUCCCAGAUUCAGAUGGCCUCUGAGAAGCCCUGUAGUUACUGAGGCAGAGGGCAUCCAUGUGAGCCAAGCUGGCCAUAAGCAGGAGUGUCUUAGUCAGUGUUCUAUUGCUGUGAAGAGACACCAUGACUGUGGCAACUCUUAUAAAAGAAAACAUUUAAUUGGGGCUUAGCCCAUUAUCUGGGCUAUUUAAUAGAUUGUGUUCUAUAACCAUGUUCUAACCAUUGACUAACUUCUAAGCCCUUGAGAGACUUUGCUGCAAUGACAUAUGUACAGUGACUAAUUCUGAACAGUAUAUGUCUUUCCUGGGGAGGGGCAGGAGUAGUACCAUCUUUUGUGAGCUAAGUAGAGUUGGAUGUAUAGAAACAGAUUACCAAGCACAAGCAAGUCUUGCAACAGAGUCAACAAGUCUUGCAACAGAUAGGCAGGACAUGGCAGAGAUCCUGAGGAGUCAAAUAUGAGAGAGCCAACCCAGAGCCAUCCCCUGUGUGCUGUCUCCCCUGUGCUCCACCAUAAGUCCCCCAAUAAAGCCUUCAUGUCCCAUUGGUACCACUU